This is a messenger RNA of Acomys russatus (golden spiny mouse), 1129 nucleotides long. RefSeq names its product D-amino acid oxidase (gene Dao). The transcript is spliced from 10 exons. Bases 6 to 1046 code for a protein of 346 amino acids. Gene Ontology annotation, molecular function: D-amino-acid oxidase activity; FAD binding. The record is from RefSeq and is a predicted model, not a curated record. NCBI's taxonomy places the organism in Eukaryota, Metazoa, Chordata, Mammalia, Rodentia, Muridae.
GCGCGAUGCGAGUGGUAGUCAUUGGAGCUGGAGUCAUUGGGCUGUCCACCGCCCUCUGCAUUCAUGAGCGUUACCACCCAAGACAGCCGCUGCACAUGAAGGUCUACGCAGAUCGCUUCACCCCACUCACCACGAGCGACGUGGCCGCAGGCUUCUGGCAGCCUUAUGUCUCUGACCCCAUCAACCCACAGGAGGCGGAGUGGAACCAGCUGACUUUCGACUACCUGCUGAGCCACCUCCAUUCUCCAAACGCUGAAAAAAUGGGCUUGGCCCUAAUCUCAGGCUACAAUCUCUUCCGAGAUGAAGUUCCGGACCCUUUCUGGAAAAACACAGUUCUGGGAUUUCGGAAGCUCACUCCCAGAGAGAUGGACAUGUUCCCCGAUUAUGGCUAUGGCUGGUUCAACACCAGCCUCCUGCUGGAGGGGAGGAGCUAUCUGCCGUGGCUGACUGAGAGGUUAACAGAGAAGGGAGUGACGCUCAUCCAUCGGAAGGUGGAGUCUCUCGAAGAGGUGGCAAGAGGAGGCGCAGAUGUGAUUAUCAACUGCACCGGGGUGUGGGCUGGGGCUCUGCAACCAGACGCCUUGCUGCAGCCAGGCCGGGGCCAGAUCAUCCAGGUGGAGGCCCCUUGGAUGAAGCACUUUAUCAUCACCCACGACCCAGGCCUUGGCGUCUACAACUCUCCUUACAUCAUCCCAGGGUCCAAGACAGUUACUCUCGGAGGUGUCUUCCAGCUGGGGAACUGGAACGAGUUAAACAGUGUCCACGACCACAACACCAUUUGGAAGGAGUGCUGUAAACUGGAGCCCACCUUGAAGAAUGCAAGAAUUGUUGGCGAACUCACUGGCUUCCGGCCAGUGCGGCCUCAGGUUCGGCUAGAAAGAGAGCGGCUUCAUUUCGGAUCCUCAAGUGCAGAGGUCAUCCAUAACUAUGGGCAUGGAGGCUACGGGCUCACAAUUCACUGGGGUUGUGCAAUGGAGGCAGCCAACCUCUUUGGGAAAAUUCUUGAAGAAAAGAAGUUGUCCAGGAUGCCUCCCUCCCACCUCUGAGGACACUAGUGACCACCACUUGCCCCAGAGGGCACCCUAACCCCUUCAGCCAACAGAUUCACUCCUGGAUGAUUCCUCUUCCU